Molecule: messenger RNA, 3508 nt
Organism: Octopus sinensis (East Asian common octopus)
Lineage: Eukaryota; Metazoa; Mollusca; Cephalopoda; Octopoda; Octopodidae
Product: serine-rich adhesin for platelets-like
Exons: 3
Coding region: 24-3410 (1128 amino acids)
Source: RefSeq, a predicted model, not a curated record
ACUACCCGUCUGAUAAAGAAACAAUGGAAUUUCUUUCGUCUACUUCCUUCAUAAAAUGGUUAAUUAUUGGAAGUAUUUUAACCCUUUCCGGCGCCAGUUACAGAGUCUGCGAUGAGGAAAACGUUCACCUGGGCAUUAGCGACAUCACCAAACAGAUUAAUGGUAGCUCACCCUCAGCGUGUGUUUGGAAGGUAUCUGCGCGUGAAGAAUUCGGAUUAAAAAUAUCAGUCGUGUUAUCAGACGAAACAUUUAAUAACCACUCGUUCUCUCAUACAGAUGGUGCCGUGUCCGUUCUCAUUUAUGAUGAAAAUCCUUUAAAUUCUUUCGACUCUCGAUUAAUAAACCGUAUCGAUUUAAACGAAACCGAUGUCACGAAAUCAUUCUUGACUAACAGAAGCGAAAUUUGGAUGAAAGUUAUUCACACAAACAAUUCUUUGGACGAUAUUAGUAGACAUUCUCUGUCGAUAAUUUAUCAGGCUUUUUCUGCCAAUCAAUGUCGACUUCCGGUUAACUUUACCAUUGGUAGUGCAAGUAAUGAAACCUUUUUUCUUGGAUCAGUUUUAAAUGUUACAUGUGAUAAAGAUUUUCCAUCAAUGGAACCUCUUGUGUCUGCUGUUGUUUGCUUAAAGAAUGGAGAUGGAAUUGCCGUAUGGAAUGACUCGUUUGCCGGUUGUUAUCUGGAAACAUCGUCCAACAUCAACGACAACACUUUGUUAACCAAUUCUUCCGACUCGCAACCUCAUCCACCGGUUACAAACGCAACAGAAACUAAAACCAGUUCAGCAGAAAACAGCAACAGUUCUUAUUUAACCUGUAGUCAAAUUUUCACCGACUUUUCAGCCAAUAUAUCGUUCAAUAUUUAUCGAUAUAAUACAUCUAUAUGUAAUUUUACUAUCGACGUCUCCGAAGCUUCGUCUCUGGAAGUUACGUUUUAUGAAAACGAUUUAAUUUCUUUCGUUGAGAUAUCAGGGCAUUUUCUCAAGGAAUCUUUUAAUUUGACAAUCGAUGAUAUUCCAAGAAUAUUAGAACUAAAAACCAAUAAAGUUUCUAUAAUUUACCAUAUUUCGAAUGAAAAUAAUAAUACUAAUAAUAAUGACACGUCGAUGUUUUUGAGUUAUUUAAGUAAAAAGAAAGCUAAAAUGUGUGACCCCGUUGACCCACCUAAACAUGGUUAUAUGACCCUGACUGAUAAUUCCCCGGGGUCAGAGGUUAUUUUUUUCUGUCCUGCGCACCACACUUUAAUAGGUGACAGUAAGACACGGUGUGAACAAUCCGAAAACGGAACUUUCCACUGGACACAUCCGACACCUUUAUGUCGGUGCGGAAAUUCUUUAAAUGUCACAAACUGGUCGUUUUCAACUGUGGAACUAAAUAAUUUAACUGUCAUUGGUGGAACGAACUGUUCUUGGGAACUAACGAACGACGAGGAAAACCUUUAUGAGAUUUUUAUCGAAUUUAAUGACGUCUCUUACAAAAGUUUAUCGCUAACAAUACAGGACUUGAACCAAACUUGGGAAUAUUCUUUUGACCAUUCUCAUUCUUCAGGCAGCUACAAUUUCACCACAUUGUCUCACAUUGUUAAUAUUUAUAUCGAUAUCAGUGCCAACUUUCUGACACAAUCGGGAGACUUGGAGCUAACAUUACGUAGCAUCGAACCUAGAAGAACCUGUGUCAUUCCCUCAGUAAACGAUGGAACAGUUAGUGUGGAUACUUUAACAGAAGGAUCGAUUAUUGAUUUUUCCUGUAAUCCAGGUUAUACGAUUAUUGGAGAAUCAAAAGCUCUUUGCGUUUGGAAUAAUGUCUCAGGUUCUUUAGAAUGGUCCUCUGCAAUUCCUUCCUGUGUUCUUUACACUUGUUCAGAAGACAAUAAAACUAGGAAUUCGACAUCUGGGAUUAUAAUCAGUCCAAAAUCUCUAAAUGGCACAAUUAGCCAAUACCAGAAUUGUACAUGGAUUAUCAAUAAUUCCAUUCCUGGAACUUACACAAACCUCACUCUUCUCUAUUACCAUUUCCCUGUUGAUCCAGUCAGGCCAGUAUUUUUACGCUUUGUCGAAGUUUCUUCCAACGGUAGUGAAAUUUUACUCAAAGACUUCCAUAACAAUAGUUUGGAAUCGGAAACGUUUAUCAGUAAUUCCGAACAGACCAAAGUGUAUUACCGUGGACCGGUGCUUCCUGCUGUUGCGUACAAAGGGUUCGAAGUUGUGUAUUGGAUGCAGGAAACAAGCGAAUCAGAUACAAAACCCGAUGAAGAAAUCAGCAAUACAACCCUCGCCACCAACACUACCAUCGACGCCAGUGCCACCAUCGCCACCACCAACACCACCACCAACGCCACUACCGAUAUCAUCGACAUCACCACCGAUGCCACUAUCGACACAACUACCACCACCACCACCACCACCACCACUGUCACCACCACUGCAACAACCAGUGCCCCCACUCCCACCCCCACCCCCACCACCACCACUACCACUAUCACCACUUCUACUACCGUCACACCCACCACUAAUAAUACCACUGCCAUCGCUACCAACGAUACCAUUCCCACAUGGCCAUCCUAUCCUACAUCCUCAACUACAGGGAAACCAACAGAUUCAGGAAGUUCACAGCGAAGACAACCAAUCACGCCGACUGAUAAAGUUCCAGGAAAAAUUGAUGUCUACGUCGGGAAUGACACACUUGCAGGAACCAAACCACCCGUGCCUGCACCGAAGGUCGAUGUCGGCGCCAUCGUUAUCGGAGUCACACUUCCUGUCCUCAUUUUAAUGGGGAUUGGAAUCGCUGUUUACAUUUGGUACAGGAAGAAAUAUCCAGUGAGAAUGAUUCUCGGUAAAGAAUUCCAAAAUUUCACCAAUCCACUUUACGUAAAAAGCACGAAUUCCGUCGAAAUUAACAUUACAUCUCAUACACCUGCAAGCCUUGUAGUCAAAGACCCGAAUCCUUCAAUCGUUCCAGGACAAGACAAUUUAGCAUUCGACGAUGAAACAGACAGCUCAAAAACUACAAGUGUCGGUGAAAUUUCUGGAAAUUCUCCUCAAGAAAAUAAAGAUUCUACAGAUGUAACUGUAUUGUCAAAAGAUGAUGCAGACGAUAAAUCUAUUGAGGAAGUAGACUUUAAUCCUGAAACCAAUACUAAUUCCAUUUCAAACGACGAUAACUCUGAUAUUGAAAUAGUUUCUAAAGAGAGUUCGACCACUUCGGAACCAGCUCUAAUUUCAAUUUCCGAUGAUCAUGAACAAAAUAUGGAAGUUGUUCCCGAAAAUGGAAGUUUGGACCCUAAUAUAGUCUUAGUUUCGUUAUCUGAUGACGAGAUUGAAACAAUGGAUGAGGUAGAGGUCGUAGAUUCAAACCCAGUUCUUAAUUUAGACAAUCUUCUUGUAUCGUUCACUGACGAACCAAGCAAUCAAUAGCGUUUUUAGCUUUAAGUAUAUUGACUGAUUUGAAAUGUUGAAACAGGCUCUCAGUUUCGACAUACAGGAACAACCAAUAAAUAUAUUUUUCACUAAAA